Molecule: messenger RNA, 3656 nt
Organism: Drosophila ficusphila
Lineage: Eukaryota; Metazoa; Arthropoda; Insecta; Diptera; Drosophilidae
Gene: dnr1
Product: E3 ubiquitin-protein ligase MYLIP
Exons: 4
Coding region: 621-2672 (683 amino acids)
Biological process (GO): ubiquitin-dependent protein catabolic process
Cellular component (GO): cytoskeleton
Molecular function (GO): ubiquitin-protein transferase activity
Source: RefSeq, a predicted model, not a curated record
CGCUGUGUUCAACACAAAAAUACAACCAACAACAACAACAAGGAUAUCCGUAAAAUCGCCGGGAAAAAAUAUCACGAAACGAUAUUUUGAGUCUUAAAAACGAAAACAUAAACGGAAUUAAAUUGAAUGUGUUUCACGAGACAACAAUAAAGUAGAAGAAAUAAAAAAAACCAACCUACUGAAGCAACAAUCAAAAGUUUAUACGUGCGUGCGUUCGUUGCCGCUAAAUAAAAAUGUGUACAAAAUUUCAAAAGUGCAAAUUUAUUUAAAUUACUUCGUAGUGCUCAACGUUCAAAAGUUAACAAAUAAAGUUAAAUAAAACGCAAACAGAGAAGUUGGCUAACGGUCCACAGACUGGAACAAAAUACGCGAACCUAAUUGAAUUUGGUGCGCAAAAGAGUAGAAAAUUGCAACCUGUAGCUCGGCCACUCGGCUCCGAUUUUGAUUUUGAUUUUGAUUUUGGUAUUGGUAUUGAAUUCGGCUAUUGUGCGAGCGAGCAGGCCGGAAGCCAAUCCCAAAUGCAAUUGUUUUGAACCGCACAGCUGAGCCGAGCUUAAUACCUGUUAGACAACAAAUCAAGCGGCCGCCGCAACAAGGAAAACAAAAACAAGGCAGGCAAAAUGUGGUGCAUUGUCAACUUGCCCAACGGCACCCAGCAAGCCGUCAAGUGGGAUCCCAAAGCCAAUGGUCAGGAGUGUCUGGAGAAGGUCUGUCGCGCCCUGAACAUCAUCUGCGAGAUGGAGUACUUCGGCCUGGAGCACUGGACGCCCAACCAGAAGGAGUCGCAGACGCGGCAGUGGAUUAACCUGCGCAACCGGCUCUCAGGAGACAGUGGCAGCAGUGGCAGUGGCAUCCAGUUGAUGCUGGCCCUGCGGGUCAAGUUCUGGGUGCCGGUGCACUUCAUCCUGCAGGAGAGUGUGCGGAAUCUGUUCUACAUGCAGGCGAGAAGGGAUCUUCUGGAGGGUCGUCUUUCCGCUCCCGAUUGGAGUGGAGCAGCCAAGCUGGCAGCUCUCCUCUGCCAAGCAGAUGGUCUACGCUUUAAUGAGUCAUCUUUGAGGGCCGACUGCCCGAUGAGAAUGCGAAGGGAGUUGGCCCAACAGCAGCAGCAACAGCAACAGCAGCAACAACAGAGAUUGGAGCAGCAGCGAAAGGAGAAGGAACAUGUCCUGAGUUUCAAGAAAAGGAGGUUAUCCAAACAGAAAUCCAUGGAACACAUCGAGAUCUGCACGCUGCCCACAACGAAUAGCAUCACAAGUUGCAGUCUCCAGCCAUCGCCAUCCGCCUCUGCAUCCGCCUCCGCCUCCGCAUCCGCUUCAGCAUCUGCAUCCGCAUCCGCAUCCGCCUCGACAUCCGCGUGCUCGCAAACGCAUUCGAACAGCAGUUCCAGCAGUCCGAGCAACAGCAGCAGUCAAACGGGACUGGAUGAGCGGCUGGCCAGCAAUCCGCUGCGGAUGUACGAGGAGUACCUGAUCCAGCCGAGUUCCGAGGGCGAACCGCCGGCGGAUUAUCUCCGCCAGAUCGCCAUGGAGCACGGCAAGCUGGCCAAGCUGCAGAUGAGCAUCAAGUCGGCCAAGUACUGGUUGCUGAAGUCCAUCCAGGACUUGGAGGGCUAUGCCGAGGAGCUGUUCAGCGGAGUGACCACCAACGAGAGUGCCACGCGGUGCGACAUCGCGGUGGGCGCCCAUGGCAUCACCGUCUGCAAGGGGGGUGAGAAACAAAGCAUCCCCUUUGGCGCCAUCGCUGCGGCCAAGUCGCUGCGUCGCACCUUCAAGCUGGAGUAUGUGGACGACCACAACGAUCGGAAGGAGCUGGAGAUCAAGCUGCCCAAGCAGCCGAUUGCCGCAGGACUCUACCGCUCCAUCACAGAAAGGCAUGCGUUCUACGUGUGCGACAAAGUGCGCGGAGUGGUGACCAACCAGUUCACCAGGGAUCUCAAGGGCACCAUCGCCUCGAUGUUCAUGGAGAACACGGAGCUGGGCAAGCGGUAUGUGUUCGAUAUCCAGCACACCUGCCGCGAGGUUCACGACCAGGCGAGAAGGACGCUCCACGAACGGGGAGGAGAUCUGGUGGCCGAGGGAGCCGAAGGAUGCUCUGCUGCCGUUGGCGGAGGACUGGGCGCCGCUGCCGGUGAUCCGCUGGACGAUGUGGCCGGGGUCAGUGGGCUGUCGAUGUCGAUGACGAUGGGGAUGGCGACUGGUGGCGGCGGCUCCAUGGCCGGCAAGAUAGAUUUGGCCAUUCGCGAGAAGGAGGCGCGUGAGGCGGCGAUUGAGCGCUGCGUGGACACGCGCAUCUCGGAGGCCAUGCAGUGCAAGAUCUGCAUGGACCGCGCCAUCAACACAAUGUUCAAUCCCUGCUGUCACGUCAUCGCCUGUGCCCAGUGCGCUGCGAGAUGCAGCAACUGCCCGAACUGCCGGGUGAAGAUAACGAGCGUGGUCAAAAUCUAUCUGCCGCCGGAGCUGCGCACCAGUCAAGUCGAUGGCGGCGCCACAACCGCCAGCGGCAGCAGCAGCAUCACUCACCUCGAUGGCAGUGGCCACCAGAUGGAGGAGCAGCUCCACCAGCUGGAGGAGAUCUCAAUGGCAUCCGGAUCCCUGGAGGCGGGAUCCUCGGCGGGAGCAACCGGAAACGGAAACGGAAUUGGAGGGCAGCCGAAGGUCACGACGGCCGCCUAGAAUUGGUUGUGCUCGCUGCUGUUCCGGCUGAUGGAAUGGGUGUGCGUGCCGAUUGUCUGAGAUGCAACAUGAUCCACUAACGAUUCUAUUUGACCACAACACCUAAAUGGGAACAAACCAGCUAAAACAAACGAGCAACUAGCAACUAGCAACUAGCAACAUGCAACAUGCAACAUGUCAUGUGCAACAUGCAGAAGGGAAUUUGUUCUAGGGAAAAGAUAAGAAUUCGAAAUGGAGUAGUCAGUCUGUCAACAAUCUUAGCUCUAUCUUUACUCAAGUAUUUUACGGAUAUAAGCAACUGAAAACUUUAACUGUAACUGUAAACUCGUAACUCUAACUAUGAUCUAGAUAUGCUAGCGAUUUACACGAUAUACUAUACUAUAUGAUAUAUUUACUAUUUAUAGAUGUACGGACUUCGAGAAAGUGCUAUUUAAACUCGUCUAAGACUUCACUGCAUAGCCUAUGCCUAGAAUCUAUAACUGCAGAUUGUUUCAUAUUCAUAUACACACUGUAUACACAUAGAUACUAUAUAUUUACGAUCGUUAUAGAUCAGCGAUACCUUAUACGAUAUAGCCCUUGAAUGUACAACAUAGUUACUUACUAAAUGUUAGUCAUUUUACCAACUAAACUCGAGAUGUAUUUAUUAACGCCUAAACUCUUUAGUAUUCCAACUCCCCCAAAAACCCAGAAAGCCCCCCCCAAGAAACCCCCCAAUUCUCACAUAUAUCCUAAAGAAUAUACGAUAUAUAUAUAUGUUAGCGUGUGUAUAUAGGACAAGCGUACAAUAAUCGCAAACCCAAGGAGCAAAGUAGUACUAAGUACCUGCAAAACAAACAGAAACGGAAACAGAACACGAAACACGAAAAGUAUCUCUGCAGUGGAUAUUACAUAGUCAAUAAUAAAUGUUAACAAUGUUAUACUAUAUAUACAUAUAUAUAUAUAUAUAUACAUAUAAAAGAAAACCAAUGAAAAACCUUAAAUGUA